AUGUGGCUGAAGCCAUUGCAAAACAGCUUGAGAAAAUUUUCAACAGUUGUUAGAGAUCCAAGAUUUGCCAAAGUGCAGGACACUGACAUCCGAAUAUUUGAGUCAAUCGUUGGCCGAGAGCAUGUAAAGACCACAGAAAUUGAUAGUUAUGCGACUGAUUGGAUGAAAGCUUUCAGAGGCAAUCCUCCCUGCGUAUUAUUACCAUCCACCAGUGAGGAAGUAUCAUCUAUACUUUCACAUUGUUCAAAACGAAAAAUAGCAGUUGUCCCACAGGCAGGAAAUACUGGGCUUGUUGGAGGCUCUGUUCCACUGUUUGAUGAAGUUGUCCUUUCUGUGAGACGGAUAAACAAGCACUUUGAGUUUGAUGAAAAAUCAGGUAUUCUCACAUGUGACGCUGGAUAUAUUCUUGAAGAAUUGGACAACAAACUAGCCCCUUAUGGUUAUAUGAUGCCUUUCGAUCUUGGAGCUAAAGGUUCAUGCAUGAUCGGUGGAAAUAUAGCUACAUGUGCUGGUGGAUUGCGAUUGUUACGAUACGGUAGCCUUCAUGCACAUCUUUUGGGACUUACUGUUGUUCUUCCAAAUGAGCAAGGAACGAUUCUGAAAGUUGGAUCAUCCCUAAAGAAGGAUAACACUUCUCUCCAUAUUCCUCACCUUUUCUUGGGUAGCGAAGGGCAACUGGGUGUAAUUACCCGGAUCACUAUGGCUGCGGCACCGAAACCAACUUCUAUACAAAGCGCUAUGAUAGGAGCUGAAACGUUUGAGUCGUGCUGUGAUAUUCUGCGAUUAGCUCGACGACAUCUCUCUGAAAUUUUGUCCUCGUUCGAGUUCCUGGACCGAGAAACCAUGACAGCAAUUGAUGAAAACUUAGGGCUUAAGCCAGUUUUGCAAUCGAAUCCCCGUUUUACGCUACUUAUAGAGACCUCAGGCUCUGACGAAUCGCAUGAUACAGCAAAGAUGGAGCGAUUUCUGGCACAUUGCAUAGAUGAUGAAUUAGCUAGCGAUGGCGUGCAGGCUCAAUCAGCGACUGAAUCAUCGAUGAUGUGGCGGAUACGAGAAAGCGCUCCAUUGGCUGUGGCUGCCGAUGGUUAUGCGUUCAAGAAUGACGUUUCUCUACCUCUGAAGCAUUUUUAUCGACUUACUGAGGAGAUUAGAAAGAGAUGUUCGUCUAUGACAAAAAGGAUUGUCACGUAUGGGCAUCUGGGUGAUGGUAACAGUCAUCUGAACAUUACAGCUAAGGAGUAUAGCAAGGAUUUAUAUGACAGGCUCUAUCCAUUCAUCUAUGAAUGGGUGAAUGCUCAUGAUGGAUCUAUCUCUGCUGAACACGGUAUUGGCCAAAUGAAGUUACCGUAUGCAAAUCUUGGCAAAUCGCCAGCUGAGCGAGAAAUUGUCCGUCGAAUCAAGUCAAUCUUCGAUCCUAACGGCAUUAUGAAUCCCUACAAGUCAUUCUAA
Molecule: messenger RNA, 1449 nt
Organism: Cylicocyclus nassatus
Lineage: Eukaryota; Metazoa; Nematoda; Chromadorea; Rhabditida; Strongylidae
Source: the annotation of a GenBank genome assembly